AUGACAGAACCUAAAAAAGAAGCUAUUGAGGCAAUGUCAGAAUGUGGUCUAAGACCAAUGGAGUCUUAUAGGUAUAUGUCAACAGAAACUGGCGGAGACGACUGUGUAGGUCAUACGAUGAUUGAUCAUCUAAACUACUGCUACAAGUUAAAAAUGAAGCAAAUUGAUGGCAAUGAUUCACAAACACUAGUGAACAAACUGUAUGACAUACAAUCAAUAGAUCCCGAGUUCUUUUUCAGAGUAAGACUCAAUGCUGAAGGAAAAGUUGAGUGCCUAUUUUGGAGGGAUUCUAUGAUGAGAGAAGAUUACAAAAUAUAUGGAGAUGUUCUAGUUUUUGAUACUACAUUCAGAACCAAUAAGUACAAUCUCAUAUGUGCUCCAUUUGUUGGUAUCAAUAACCAUUGGAAAAACACAAUGUUUGCUUGUGCUUUCAUUGGGGAUGAAACCACAGAAUCUUUCGUUUGGGUGUUUGAAACUUUUCUGAAGGCUAUGGGAGGAAAGCACCCUAUAUCAAUUUUCACUGAUCAAGAUGCAGCUAUUGCUGCUGGAAUAGAACAGGUUUUUCCUUCUUCAAGACACAAGUUAUGCUUGUGGCACUUGAGUAAAAAUGCAAACAGUAGGUUUGGUUUAUUGAAGUCUGAUAAAAACUUCAAAAACGCAUUCUACAAGUGUUUAAGUGGGUGUAUAACACCAAAUGAUUUUGAAGAAACUUGGAAAUCUAUGAUCAACACUUUUAAGCUGGAAAAAGAUGAUUGGUUCAACAGAUUGUAUGGUCUUAAAGAAAAAUGGUGUACAGCUUUAAGUAAAGAUUUUUUUUCUGCCGGUAUACUUUCUUCACAAAGAAGUGAAAGUACAAACCAUGCUGUUGGUUUUAAAGCAAAUAAAAGUACAACAUUAACAGAGUUCUAUAGUAUUUUUCAAGCUACAAUAAAUCGAUGGAGAAAAACCGAAGAAAAAGACGACUUUGACUGUACAAGGGGAAUACCAACUUCAGAGCUAAGUAUGAGUGCUAUAUUAAAACAGGCAGCAAAUGUAUACACGAUAACACUUUUCCGUGAUUUUGAAGAAGAGUUCAAGCUUUCUGUGGCAAGUAGUACAAUGUUCAAGGGAAGUGUAGGAAGAACAGUGUUUUUUGAAGUGUGGAUAGAAGGAAUAACAGGGUCAUGGCAAGAAGUUCAAUACAAAAUGGAAGAUUCAACCGUCACUUGCACAUGCAAAAACUUUGAAGAAUCUGGAUGGUUGUGCUUCCAUUGUUUAAGAAUAUUGCAUUUACAUUCAAUCAAUACAAUUCCAGAUCGUUACAUAACAACAAGAUGGACUAGAUAUGCAAAGAAACAGAUAUGGGAAAGGGUUGAUACAAUAAAAAGGGAGAAAGGUGAAAUCAACAAUUUUACUGGGCAUAAGAUAGCAAAGGCCAGAAAAUUUAUCGAGGAGAAGUUUAAAAUGGAUAAUAAAGCAGUUAAUGAAAUCAUAAAAAAGGAAGAAGAAAGGAAGGCAAAAGAAGAAGCUGCAAAGAUAGCAGAACAAGAAAAGGCAAAAGCUGAAGCACAACGAGAAACACAAGACGGGGAAUCAACUAAUUCUGAAAUAACAAUUGUGCUUGAUCCUGAUCGUGCUAAUACUAAAGGAAAGAGUAAGAAGAGAAUAAAGGGUCAAUAUGACAAUUACAAGCAGCCAUCAAAGAAAGGAAAAAAGAAACACAAAGAAUUUGGAUCCAAGACACCCAAUAUUCAAUUAUUUACACCUAAAGAACAACUAUUUUAG
Molecule: messenger RNA, 1764 nt
Organism: Spinacia oleracea (spinach)
Lineage: Eukaryota; Viridiplantae; Streptophyta; Magnoliopsida; Caryophyllales; Amaranthaceae
Product: protein FAR1-RELATED SEQUENCE 5-like
Exons: 4
Coding region: 1-1764 (587 amino acids)
Molecular function (GO): zinc ion binding
Source: RefSeq, a predicted model, not a curated record